AUGUCAGAUGAAAAGGCUAUACCUACAAUCACUCUCCCUGAUCCUUCUACCUCCUUCAAACCUUCUAACACUUUGAAACCCUCAAAUCGUACUUCAACCCAACACCAUCCCAAAUCAACCCCAUUCAACUUGUUCACCUUUAAACCAUCUCGUCCUCGUCCUUCCUCCCGUCCCACUUUCCCAUCUCAUACCAAACCACGAAUCCACUUCCAACCUCCCUCUUUCUCAACCUUUUGGGAUAAUUUCAAAAAACAUAUCGUCCCACCUACUCAUCCAUCAACAACAUCUUCUUCAGAACUUGAUUCUUCACUUCACACUGAAUUGUUCGAUCCUAAUAUAUCAAAUGAACAAUUAGAUUAUCUUCAUCCUCAAGCUGGAACAGUUAGUAAACAUAAAAGAGGUAAAAAAGGUAUUUCAGGUCAAGGUGCAAAACUUUUAAGAGGACCAAGUAAUCAUUCACAUUCUAAAAAUCGUCAUUUUCGUAAAGAAAAAGAAAAAGCAAGAAGUAAAUCUUCCAAUGGAAAUAUGUCAAAUCUUGAAGAUGAUGAUGAAGAAGAUGAAGACGAUGCACAUGUUUCUGAAAUUGUCGUGGAAGGUGAUUUAGAUAGGUUUAUACCUAAAGCUGCAAGGAGUGAUUCAGGUAGUACGAACAAAAGUCCAGAUCCAAGUUCACAACCUGGUGAAAGAAAACGUGAUGUUGGUGGUAGUGAUGAUGAAGAAGUUGAAGAUGGUAGUGAGAGUGAAUAUAAAAGUGGAAGUAAAGGUAGAAGUAAAGGUUCUGGAUCAAAAGGUAAAUCUGGUCGAAUGUGGGAAUGGUUUUUAGAAAGAGUAGUGAGAAAUACUUUACAUUUCUUCGAUUCUAGAUAUCCAGAUGAGGAUAAAGAGUAUACUUAUCAGAAAGAGGCAUGGUUCGCUUCCAAAUCAUCAGCCCUAGUAUCAUCAUGUUUCUUCAUAGUAUCAUGGAUAUUAACAAUAUCACUAUCAAGACCAAUAGUACAAGAAAAAGUCAUAUCACAAUUCGUACUAGGUGGUUGUUUCACAUUACCAUUACCUCUAUUAGUAAUGUGGGAUUUCCCAAGACAUCAUCCUUUUAUUUGGCAACCAAUGUUAUUCGGUGCAGCUUGGAUCUUCGCGGAUACUUUAAUCGUCGAAAUGAAAUUGUGUGAUUUCUUCGCUCCUGUCAACACUUGUACUCAAAACUUUUUGAACACGAUGGGAUUCGCUUUCGCUCAACCUACUUUAGCAAUGUUAUCUUUGAGACAAAAUAGGUUAUGGCAUGCUUUUGGAGCUUGUCAAUGGUUAUGUUUGACCGGGGGGUUGUUAAUGACGAGACCUAAUCCUCCAAAACUUUUUUAUAGGAAUAUGGCUUUGUCCAGUGAAGUGGACCGAACUCGGAUAUUAAUUGCAGUCCUCCUAUUCCACGUCUUCCUCAUCGUCACUAGUUUCCUUAGAGAAAGAGCAGAUCGUCAGAUUUUCGCUCUUCGUCAACAACUGAAAUUUCAAUUCCGUGCAACCCAAAAAGCUCAAGUACUCGAACGUAAAGCGGCCGAUUCGAAGAAACGUUUCGUCUCUUACAUCUUUCAUGAAGUCCGAGUUCCUCUCAACACGGCUCUUUUGGCCGUUCAGAACCUCGAAGGUGAAGGGGUGUUCAAACGAGUGGACAACGAACAGGCCGAGAUGGUACAUGGUUUGAUGGGGAGUUUGAGUAUGAUGGAAAAGGUUUUGAAUGAUGUUCUCAGUUUCAACAGGAUGGAGAGUGGUAAAUUCUCCCAAGCUCGUAAACAAUUCGAAUUCAAUAAAUCCAUCCAACUCGUUGCCCUCUCUCACCGCGUCCAAGCUCAAGCACAAGGUAUAGACCUAAUCCUCGAUUUAGAUCCCUACAUCGACAAAGUCGGAGGUAUUUUUGUCGGUGAUGAAAUGCGUCUCCGACAAAUAGCCUCCAAUUUAGUUUCAAACUCUAUCAAAUUCACUCCAUCAGGUAGUGUUCGUAUAGUCACAAAACUUUUAUACCCUCGAUUGGAUCCAACACCAGGUGUAGAAGCGGAUGAUCCUCUAGUACUGGCCGCACAGAAUUUGCAAAGACAACAAGAGAUGGAAAGGGAUAGUCGAUUGGCUAGAUUAAGUUUAGGAAAGUAUAAAGUCAAUAGACGUACUUCUAGUGUGAAUGGUUGGGGUGAAGAUGAAGAAAAGGGUAGUGUACAAUUAGAAGAUAUGCGUAGUUCUAAAGAUGGAAGAAGAGAUGAAGAAGAUAAAAGAUUAGGAAAAGCUGUUAUAAGGGUUGAAGUACAUGAUACAGGUGUUGGUUUAAAGAGGUCUGAUAUGGCAGAUCAUCGUCUUUUCUCCCCGUACGUCCAAACGGAGAUAGGUAAAAGGCAAGGUGGGAAAGGAUCAGGAUUAGGAUUAGCCUUGGUAAAGCAGAUUGUCAAAGUAUCAAAAGGUCGUUUAGGUGUCGAAUCUCAAAUAGGAAAAGGAAGUAUGUUUUGGUUUGAAAUACCUUACGCUAUUCCUUCUUCCCGACCUGGAUCUACGACUCCUGGACAUUUAAUGCCGAAUCAUACGGGUGGAACAUCACAUUCACAUUCUUUUUCUCAUUCUGGACAAUAUACUCCGCAUGGAAGUCCAGUAAUUCGUCGAGCACAUACAUUACAAACUGUCCCUUUGGAUCAAGUGAUAGAAAGUGUAUUGUACGAACCUAGACAAAGAAAGAUUUCGGAGCAGAGUCAUGGGAGACCGACGAUAGGAAUGACUGAAUCCUCGAUCCCUUUAUUGGCUGAGGCUCGAAAGGGAAGAAGGGUAUGGGUGACUACAGACGAACCGACCGAUAUCCUAAACAUAAGCGACACUUCAAGUCAUAGUACCUCCCACACAGUCCCUCUCCCACUACCCGUCGAUUACUUUUCCAGACCACCACCACCACAAGAAAGACGUUCUUCCGAAGUGAGCGAGAAACCUAUAGUGGAAAGACCGACCACGGGUAGAAGUGUAUCACAUCGUGAAACAUCAGAUAAUCCUACACAAUCACAAGGUGGGGUAUUUGAUAGUCCUGUUUCUUCCACGCAGGAGAAUCAAAAUUCACCACUCCGAUCUGGAAUAGUAGAAAAUUCUUUAUCACAUGGUGGUCUCAUGAUUCAAAAUAAUCAAAUUCAUAAUGAUCAUCUUUCCCUCGGCGCACCAAUACCUCCUACCGAUACCAUAGGUACCGGUACAGUUGGGGUCGCAGAUGUGGGUGAGAAGGAACCUCCUUUGAGAGCGUUUGUGGUGGAUGAUGAUAAGUGA
Messenger RNA from Tremella mesenterica DSM 1558, 3276 nucleotides. RefSeq lists its product as uncharacterized. The transcript has 8 exons. The coding region runs from base 1 to 3276 and encodes 1091 amino acids. NCBI's taxonomy places the organism in Eukaryota, Fungi, Basidiomycota, Tremellomycetes, Tremellales, Tremellaceae. Gene Ontology annotation, biological process: signal transduction; protein autophosphorylation. The record is from RefSeq and is a predicted model, not a curated record. Gene Ontology annotation, molecular function: phosphorelay sensor kinase activity; histidine phosphotransfer kinase activity.